Molecule: messenger RNA, 2549 nt
Organism: Anarrhichthys ocellatus (wolf-eel)
Lineage: Eukaryota; Metazoa; Chordata; Actinopteri; Perciformes; Anarhichadidae
Product: ethanolamine-phosphate cytidylyltransferase
Exons: 13
Coding region: 421-1626 (401 amino acids)
Biological process (GO): phosphatidylethanolamine biosynthetic process
Cellular component (GO): cytoplasm
Molecular function (GO): ethanolamine-phosphate cytidylyltransferase activity
Source: RefSeq, a predicted model, not a curated record
CGCGAUUAUGUAACGUGUCGACUGCGUGCACCGGCACCUCAUCGUACGAUUCGCCGUCGGUCAAGUUUGCCACGAUGAACGCGCGGCUUCACGUUCGGUCCUUUCAAAGUAAAACCAGUGACUACAACGGUGCAAGGCGGUGCGUUUUAUGCUGAGCUCCUCAUUUCCUCCGUGGCUCAGCUGCUUCCUUUGGCCGACUUGACGUAUGCGCGUGGUGCGUCGUUGCGUCGCGCCGUAGAGGAAGCGUUGGCGCAUCGCAACAAACUGCUGCCGCUGGACCUGCGGCUGCUGCUUUCUGCGGACACAGUUAAACCGGCUGCCCUGCACCGUAACGGUGCACACAACGGACACCGUUCACAACCGGAGAGAGUCGCUCUGUGGCUACAGUUGAACCUCAACUGAUCCCUCAUCAGCUUCGACAUGAUCAAGAACGGACAUCACCACCACCAAGUGAGCACGGUAGCCGGUAAAGACGCAGGCGCGACCCCCGGCGCUGCAUCUUGCAGUCCCGAGAAGAGGAGGAGAAGAAUCCGGGUGUGGUGCGAUGGUUGCUAUGACAUGGUCCAUUAUGGCCACUCCAACCAGCUGCGACAGGCCAAGGCCAUGGGAGAUUACCUCAUCGUUGGAGUACACACAGAUAGUGAGAUUGCGAAGCACAAGGGUCCACCAGUCUUCACUCAGGCAGAGAGAUACAAGAUGGUGCGGGCCAUAAAAUGGGUGGAUGAGGUCGUGGAAGGAGCGCCUUACGUCACCACCCUCCAGACCCUCGACAAGUACAACUGUGACUUCUGUGUGCACGGAGAUGAUAUAACACUCACAGUGGAUGGGAAAGACACAUAUGAAGAGGUGAAGAAGUCAGGGCGGUACAGGGAGUGUAAGCGAACCCAGGGAGUUUCAACCACAGAUCUGGUCGGCAGGAUGCUACUGAUGACCAAAGCACAUCACAGCAACAUUGAUAGUUCAGACUAUCAGCAGCACACGGACAACUUUGGAAAGAAGGGCCACAGUCCCUGGACGGGGGUGUCUCAGUUCCUGCAGACUUCACAAAAGAUCAUCCAGUUUGCUUCAGGGCAGGAGCCUCAACCCGGGGACACUAUCAUCUAUGUGGCUGGGGCCUUUGACCUCUUCCACAUCGGCCAUGUGGACUUCCUGGAAGCAGUGCAUAAGCUCGCCGAAAACCCAUACAUUAUAGUGGGGUUGCACUUUGAUCAGGAGGUGAACCGCUACAAAGGGAAAAACUAUCCCAUCAUGAAUGUCCACGAGAGAACACUCAGCGUCCUGGCUUGUCGAUAUGUGUCAGAAGUGGUGAUUGGUGCACCCUUUGCAGUCACAAAAGAUUUGCUGGAACAUUUCAAGGUGGAUCUUGUAUGCCAUGGAAAAACAGAAAUAUAUCCUGACAAGGAUGGCUCCGACCCUCAUGCUGAGCCGAGGAGGAAAGGAAUCCUGCGUACUGUUGACAGUGGGAACAGCCUUACUACGGAUGCCAUUGUGCAGAGGAUAAUUAAAAACAGGUUGCUAUUUGAAGCAAGGAACCAGAAGAAAGAAGCCAAAGAGAUUGCUGUGAUCCAGGCCAUGAAGCGACAAGAGGAGGAGAAGACUAAAGAAAGAUCCCAGGCUGUGCUGUAGGAAGGCCCCAAACAAGCACCGAGUGUCAUAACACUGACAAGCUCAAUUAAUCUAAACUCAUGUACAGUAAAAAGCAACCCUUUUAUAUGUGCUAUGACACCCUCCACACAAGAUCCUGGCUUAUAAGAGCACUCCUUACAGCAGCCCGUUUGAAGCCAGGGCGGCAUAGUCUGCUGUGGGAUCAUCAGGUAUUACCGCGCGUGUUCCUGUGUGCGAUUGUGUGUGUGUGCGUGUGUGUGGGGAACUUCUGUGUAUUAAUAUAUUUCGCCAUAUGCAAAUACAUGUUCAUGUCAGUCAACAAUCACACAUGCAGACGAUGGAGUUAUAGACAUGCAACAGUUGGAGCGAGGAAGAUACCACGAUGUCUUCAAAUGUCUAUUAUAUCUCUUUGGAUAUUUUUAAUUCCUCAAGCACUCUUAUUUAUUUUUUGCCUUCAAAAAUAUAGAAUUUUAAGUAUACUAUUAUGGGAUUUGGACAUAUGAAGGGCAAGUGUGGGUACCUGAGAUGUUGGUCAGGCAUUAAGCUGUAACCAGGAAGUGAUUUGAUUCGUCGCUUCCAUGGUGUUGUUGCUGCUUUCUGUCCAGCAUUGGGUGUAGCCCAACAACUGAUCUAUGUAUAAACUGUAUGUACUGUAUCUAUGUAUUAUAAAGUAAUCACAGGAUUUCUGGAGGACGCUAAAACCACUAGAGAAUUAGGGGACAAAAUCCCCCUGCUUCUCUGCAUCUAACUUGGGUUGUUUGGAUGGGAGAAGCUGUAGAAAACUCUUUUGGGACCUCAUGUACCUUUAUGCUCCAGAAAUCGUCAGAACUGUCCUGUUUUACUGGUAGAGCAGGUUUUUAACUCAAAAAUGCCCAGACCUGUACGCCUGGCCUUUUGAGUGCAAUUGUAUUUUUUUUUAACCAACACUCCUAAUGGUUUUAUCC